AUGCAACCAUAUAUUGAAUCGAAAAAAGCGAUUCGUACGUAUGUACUGGUAGAAAAUGCAAGAAGCAGUCGAUUGGAAUUAAAUGGAUUUACAAUAUUUGAUUCAAAAGAAAAAACAAGUUUAUAUCAACUAACAGCAUCAAGAAGUGAUAUCGAUAGUGCUGUACUUUUUGAUAAUUCUGGAAACAAAAUGAUCGCAAAUCUUGAAGGUAUAUGGAUAGGUACUAAAGUUAAUGUUACAUUUUCUAUUUAUGAUUCAAAGUUAAAUAAAUGGACGGAUGGAAUUAUACGAAGAACUGCUCAUUGGUUUUCUGUUGAUUUUAUUGUUGAAUAUAAUAAUGAACAAGUGAUUGCAAAUCGAAAAAGUAAUGUGAGAAAAGUAAAAGUUUAUCACAAAAAGAAAAAUGAAUUAUUAGCUGAAUUUCGACUUCGUCCUCAACGGAUAUCUGUGGCACCUCAUAAAUAUGAUAUGGAAAUCUAUUCGAAUAAAGCACCUGAUGCUAUUCAUUUUUUCUUAUUAUUAAUUAUCGACCAUCGAAUACAAUGA
Molecule: messenger RNA, 546 nt
Organism: Rotaria sordida
Lineage: Eukaryota; Metazoa; Rotifera; Eurotatoria; Philodinida; Philodinidae
Source: the annotation of a GenBank genome assembly